GAGCCAUGGCCGACGAGUCGAAAGCGCACCUAAUCUUCACGUACGGCACGCUCAAGCGAGGUUUCCCGAACUACACACUCAUUCAAUCCCUAGUCGACCAAAACGAUGCCGUUUUCCUCGGCCCCCACAUUACCCUUCACGCCUACCCGCUCGUCUGCGGGCCCCACGGCAUCCCCUUCCUGAUCAACCUCCCCGGGUCGGGCUUCCGGGUCACGAGCGAUCUCUACUCGGUCUCGACCCGCGGGCUUGUCCGGGUUGACGAGCUGGAGGGCACGCGCCUCGGCCAUUACGAGCGCCUUCCCGUUCAGGUGAUCCAGACGAACGCGCCAGACGGCGUCGUUCAAAACCAACUUCCGGUGCAGGCAGAAGCGUACUACGCGCACAGGACCUUCGGGCAGGGAUUGUGGGAGAGGAACGGGAGAAAGGGGUCGAGUGAGUACACGGAGAGAGACGCGCGUGGGUAUGUGAGAAGAGAAGACCGGCUCAAGGAUAGAACUUUUCUCGAUGAUGUCCGCUUCUUUGUGUCCUCUGGUGCCAAAAAUGACUAGCCGCUGUAAAAUUGUGGCGAUCCCAAGGGUAGUUUGGGAUUUAAGCGGAUACUGUAAUUUUAUUUCAUGACCAAGUUUUUAUUUUGUAUUUUCUAUUAAUUUGCAUAAUUGAACUUUUUUGUUUUGUUU
Corylus avellana is the source of this 677-nucleotide messenger RNA. Its product is annotated as putative gamma-glutamylcyclotransferase At3g02910. Gene Ontology annotation, molecular function: gamma-glutamylaminecyclotransferase activity. Lineage: Eukaryota; Viridiplantae; Streptophyta; Magnoliopsida; Fagales; Betulaceae. The record is from RefSeq and is a predicted model, not a curated record. Gene Ontology annotation, cellular component: cytosol.